AUGGUAGAAGUGUUUGCCGGCCGGGCACUUGUAAACAAAGAAGGGGAUCUAAUCGAUCCCGAGGAAGCGCUGAGAAACAAAGUGGUAGGCCUGUAUUUUUCUGCGGGCUGGAGUCCAGCGUGCAGAGACUUCAUACCAACCCUCCGUGACUUUUACACGGAACUGGUCGAGGAGAGCGACCCCACUGCACAGUUGGAAAUAGUUUUCAUUUCCUCUGACAAGUCGACGGAGGAAAUGGUCGAAUACUACCACGACAUGCACGGGGAUUGGCUAGCUUUGCCUUGGACUGAUCCAUUUAAACAUGAGCUGAAGAAAAGAUACAAGAUCUCGGCUGUCCCGAAGCUGGUGAUCGUGAAGGAGAACGGACAAGUCAUCACGGACCAAGGCAGAAAACAGAUCAGAGACAGAGGGCUGGCAUGCUUCAGAGACUGGCUGGAGGUGGCAGAAAUCUUCCAGAAUUUUAAAUGCUAAGGAGACCUGCAAAGAGAGGAGAGAGAGGGAGAGAGAGUGUGUGUGUCAGUCGUGUGGUGAAACUGUGAAAUCCGUAGGGCAAAACAGCGUUUUGAGUGAGCGCCUUGAUGUUUUC
Chanos chanos (milkfish) is the source of this 586-nucleotide messenger RNA. It is a transcript of the gene nxnl2, whose product is annotated as nucleoredoxin like 2. The record is from RefSeq and is a predicted model, not a curated record. Bases 1 to 471 code for a protein of 156 amino acids. Gene Ontology annotation, biological process: sensory perception of smell; photoreceptor cell maintenance; visual perception. The transcript is spliced from 2 exons. Lineage: Eukaryota; Metazoa; Chordata; Actinopteri; Gonorynchiformes; Chanidae.